UUUAGGAGGCAGGAGAAUGCCAGGGCAAAGGGGUUUCCCGAUGCUCAGGGCUCUGCAACUGUCAGUUUAAAAAAUGAAAGUAAUAUAGAAGGGUCAAAGUGGAAUUUAUCAUUCCAUCUCUCCAGGCUCCUGUCUCUUUAAUCAGCCUGAUUUGCCCAGCAAAUGAUUCCUAAGUGUGUGUGUGUGUGUGUGUGUGUGUGUGUGUGUGUGCCCGCGCGCGGGUUGUAGCUCUGUCAAUCCUUGGAUUAGAACCAAUGAUUGCAGCUUGUAGGAGGGCUGUCCGGGGCCAGAUUGUACAAUGUGCCUCAGUGCCAGAGUAUGAGUGGAGAUAAUUACGGAGAAGUCAGACUCUCUCACGCCCUCGGCUUUCUUCUUGUGUCCUUCAGCAAAACAGUGGAUUUAAAUCUCCUCGGACGAGCUUGAGAGCAACACAGUCUAUCAGUGGGGGAAAAAAAGAAAGAAAAGAAAAGAAAAGAAAAAAAAAACUGAACCUGACAAAAAAGAAGAAAAAGAAGAAGAAAAAAAAUCAUGAAAACCAUCCAGGCGAAAAUGCACAAUUCUAUCUCCUGGGCUAUCUUCACAGGGCUGGCAGCUCUGUGUCUCUUCCAAGGAGUGCCGGUGCGCAGCGGAGAUGCCACCUUCCCCAAAGCUAUGGACAACGUGACGGUCCGGCAGGGGGAGAGCGCCACCCUCAGGUGCACGAUUGACAACCGGGUCACCCGGGUGGCCUGGCUAAACCGCAGCACCAUCCUCUAUGCUGGGAAUGACAAGUGGUGCCUAGAUCCACGUGUGGUCCUCCUGAGUAACACCCAGACCCAGUACAGCAUCGAGAUCCAGAACGUGGAUGUAUAUGACGAGGGCCCGUAUACCUGCUCUGUGCAGACAGACAACCACCCAAAGACCUCGAGGGUCCACCUCAUUGUACAAGUAUCGCCCAAAAUUGUAGAGAUUUCUUCAGAUAUCUCCAUUAAUGAAGGAAACAAUGUCAGCCUCACCUGCAUAGCCACAGGUAGACCAGAGCCUACAGUAACCUGGAGACACAUCUCUCCUAAAGCUGUUGGCUUCGUGAGUGAAGACGAGUACUUGGAAAUUCAGGGCAUCACACGGGAGCAGUCAGGGGACUAUGAGUGCAGUGCCUCCAACGACGUGGCAGCACCAGUGGUACGGAGAGUGAAGGUCACCGUGAACUAUCCACCAUACAUUUCAGAAGCUAAGGGUACAGGUGUCCCCGUGGGGCAGAAGGGGACACUUCAGUGUGAAGCCUCAGCAGUUCCUUCUGCAGAAUUCCAGUGGUUCAAGGACGACAAAAGACUGAUUGAAGGAAAGAAGGGAGUCAAAGUGGAAAACAGACCUUUCCUCUCAAAACUCAUCUUUUUCAAUGUCUCUGAACAUGACUACGGGAACUACACGUGUGUGGCCUCCAACAAGUUGGGCCACACUAAUGCCAGCAUCAUGCUAUUUGAACUAAAUGAGCCUACAAGCUCAACUUUGUUGCAAGAAGUGAAAACUACAGCCCUGACCCCUUGGAAAGGCCCAGGUGCUGUCAGCGAGGUGAACAAUGGGACCUCCAGGAGGGCAGGCUGCAUUUGGCUCCUCCCUCUUCUGGUCUUACACCUGCUCCUCAAAUUUUGAUGUGAGUGCCCCUUCCUUGCUGGGGGAGAGCUGCCGCCACUGCAUCUCAACACAACAGCACGGCAACACGACAGCAACAAGUCAGAAUCCAACGAAAUUCAGAGAAUCACAGCCAAUGGGACAGAAAUUCGAGGGAGGGGAACAAAGAAUACUUUGGGAAAGAAAAAAAAUAAGUUUAAAAAAGGAAAUUGAAAAUUGCCUUGCAGAUAUUUAGGUACCACUGAGUUUCCUUUCUUCUCCCAAAUGGGAAGAACGCACACCCGGCUUGGACCCACCCACAAGCUGCAUUGUGUGACCUCUCUGUUGCCAGGGUGGGCAAGGGCUCAGCCACUCUGCCCACUAAAGUGCCCCACCAUGGAACAUUCUGGAGUCGGCCAUCCCAAAUUCCAUCCGUCCCUAGAGACAAGCACAGAGUGAGAAACAAGGGCCCAGAUGUGCCACGGAGGGCCCUUUGGUGGACUACGCCACAGUGGCGUGUGUCAUGAAGUGUGAAAUCAGAAAAGAAAGAAGGAAAAAGGAAACUAGACAGCCUGACAGCACCAUGAUCCCACAAGCGAUGGUCACAUCGAUAUUGUUAAAUUUUUAUUUCUCAUUUUACCACACGGACAUCAUGGAUAAUAAGGGAUUCUGAUCCAUUAUUAAUUUUAUUAAUUAUAUUUUCUGAUAUGAGUCUAGAACUUAGUGCAAAAAAAGAAACAAAACUAAAAAUACAUACAUGAGAGGGGUGAAGAGAAGUGUGUUUAUUAAGCAUUAAGAAUGAAUAGUACACUACUUACCUAGGUUUACAACUGGUGGACCACACACCAGGUACUAACCACCUGGUGAGGAUUUGGCAAAUCCACCAAAAACACAUCUGGUUUAACCAACACCUCCACCAGCACUACAAAUCCCUCUUCAUCCUGGCAUUUCAUGCAGACAGUACUAUGCUAUCUACAUACUGUUUAGAAAUGGAAAGUUGAUCUGCACUCUAUUUUGGUUUGUUAGCUAUGCUUCUUUUGAGGACUUAUAUUAUACAGUAUAUAUAUACAUAUAUUUUUUUUCGUUAGAGUUCUAGCCAUUUUGUUUCUCAGCAGGGUCCUUUCUCAGACAUUACUGCAUGCUGUAUAUGGCGUUAGCUGUGUGUUGAUCUUCUAAAAGAUGAUAGAGUUUACUGGUAAUUGUGUAAUCAGCUCCUGCCUUUUUAUUUUCUUGGGUUCUUUACAUGUCAGAGACAUUUAUGGAAAGUGAAAAGAACAACAGCAACAAUAACUAAUAUCAGGCGCAGCAUCUUUCCAGGUGUGGCUCUCUGAGGCGGAGGCCUCAGGCUUGGCUUCUUCAUCACACCUCGGGGCAUUAAUGGACAGCAAGCAACUGAACCAACUAAACCUUCAGUAAUCACUUGCUUUAGCCCAUUGUGGGAAUCCCUGAUGCCUUUGUGACCACUGGAGAACUUAAUCCUCUUGGUUUCUUUUAUUUAAAUUCCUACCUUUGUGUGAGUGUGUAUGAAAGAGAAGAAAAAUGCAGUUUUUAGGUAACCAUUUUUUUCCUCCCCAAGUCUGGGGACCAGAGAGGCCUCGGGGAGGGGUCCUGGAUGUGAUGAGGGAAAGUGGGAUUGGGGGAUAGGGGAGGGAGGGGUUGUCUCUGACUUGACAUUAAAAAGUGUUCCAUGUCCCUCUUCA
Molecule: messenger RNA, 3290 nt
Organism: Nannospalax galili (Upper Galilee mountains blind mole rat)
Lineage: Eukaryota; Metazoa; Chordata; Mammalia; Rodentia; Spalacidae
Gene: Ntm
Product: neurotrimin
Exons: 10
Coding region: 529-1632 (367 amino acids)
Cellular component (GO): neuron projection
Source: RefSeq, a predicted model, not a curated record